UUCAUCGCCAGCUGUCUGCUUUCGGCAGCGACUCGUUCGCCGCGUGGCUUUGCCGUCUCUUGUCCUCACCGCGCGCGUGCCAUACCUCCCACCGAUGUCCCAUUUUUUUUUUUUCCUCGCAUCUCCUGCUCCCCUCUGUCUCUGGUGGGCUCCUGUCCCUCUGCCCCUCCUCCUCCCUCUUUAUAAAAACCCCAUUGUGUGUGAUGUGUGUGUCUUCCCAAUCGCAUGCUGCUCCAGUCCAGCAUCCAAGCACUGAUCUGCAUAUCUUUCCCUGCUGUCACUCCGCUUCCUCCUCCCAGUCACUCUCCUCCGGCUCUCAUCCUCUGGAGCUCCAUCCAGCAGCAUCAGCACCAUGCAGGACCGGGGACACUUCCAGGGUCAUCUCUCUAAAUAGCAUCCCAGGUCAGGAGUGACGGUGCUCCACGCGUGGUCGAGUCAAGAUGAAUACAUGCAAGUUUUUAGAUCAGGACAUUGAGGGCAGGGGAGUAAAGGUGCCCAAGCAAGUACAGAACUCGUCGUUGGUGGCCACAAACCGUACUAUAGUCAUGGCGGAGCCGGAAAAGAAGCGACGGCAGAGGUAUGUGGAGAAAGACGGAAAGUGUAAUGUCCACCACGGAAAUGUCAGAGAAAGGUACAGAUACUUGACGGACAUAUUCACCACCUUGGUAGACCUCAAAUGGAGAUUUAAUUUACUGGUGUUCACCAUGGUCUAUACAACCACUUGGAUUUUCUUUGGAUUCAUUUGGUGGCUUAUUGCCUAUAUCCGUGGGGACUUUGACCAUAUAGAUGAUUCGACGUGGACACCGUGUGUGGACAAGUUAAACGGGUUUGUGUCAGCCUUUCUUUUUUCUAUUGAGACAGAGACCACCAUUGGGUAUGGAUACAGGGUCAUCACGGACAAGUGCCCAGAAGGAAUUAUUCUCUUGUUGGUACAGGCCAUUCUUGGCUCCAUUGUUAAUGCGUUCAUGGUGGGCUGCAUGUUUGUUAAGAUCUCCCAGCCAAAGAAACGAGCGGAGACCCUUAUGUUCUCCAAUAUGGCCGUCAUCUCUGUGAGGGACAGCAAACUCUGUUUGAUGUUCAGGGUUGGAGAUCUGAGGAAUUCGCAUAUCGUGGAGGCAUCUAUAAGGGCCAAACUGAUCAAAUCCAAACAAACCAAGGAGGGCGAGUUUAUCCCUCUUAAUCAGACAGACAUCAAUGUGGGUUUUGACACCGGGGAUGACCGCCUCUUCUUGGUUUCUCCGCUAAUCAUCUGCCACGAGUUCAAUGAACAUAGCCCCUUUUGGGAAACCUCCAAAGAGCAGUUGGGGAAAGAAGAAUUCGAGAUUGUAGUUAUUUUGGAAGGGAUGGUCGAAGCCACGGGGAUGACAUGCCAAGCCCGCAGCUCCUACGUGGAAAGAGAGGUCCUAUGGGGCCAUCGGUUCAUGCCUGUCCUGACUCUAGAAGAAGGUUUCUACGAAGUGGACUACGACACCUUCCACAACACCGACGAAACACCCACCCCUACCUGCAGUGCCAAAGAGCUGGCAGAACUCAACGAGAAAGGCGAGGCCCUGCAGCUUACCUCCAUCAACAGCAAGGGCAACCAGACCAUGGACAACGACAUACAGGAAGGCCCAGAGGAUGAGGUCCUCCCAGCCAUGGCCAACGGGGACGUUAGUAAAACAAAACUGGACGGCUGUGAGUGAACAGUAGUGGAUUCCCACAAAUGUAUGGAAUAUUUGCCAGCAAUACAAAGAUGGCGCCAUCUUCCUGAAGCGCUGUGGUUGACCUCUUCGAGGACAUAAUCCUUAAAGCAGUGAAGGGCAUUAAAGUGGUAGAAUAUACAAUUUGAACUAAUGGUUGUAGGCCACAGUCAGUAUUAUUACAGUACCAGAGAUGUUAAAGGAGUCUUGGCAGAGACAGUGAAUUAUUUUGGCUUUAUUGUAAUGAACUCUAAGGAAGCCAAACAUAGAAUGACCAGGCAGCAUGUAAGCUGAGACAAGAGCAUUCUAGUCCUUCUUGCACGGUACAAGCUAACCAUCAUUCACAUGUCUACAGUCUUCAGUAUCUAUAUGUAGCCUUCCCCUUCAUCCCUUGUGCUUAUAUUAUCUGCUUGAAGCAAUGAAAAGUAAUCAUCAGCUACAGAGACCUAUGUAACCAAUAACGAUGUAACAAACGGCAGCAAUCAUCUGAACAGCAUUAUGAGCAAUUAAAGUCCAUCCAUUAGCUCCAA
Rana temporaria (common frog) is the source of this 2212-nucleotide messenger RNA. Its product is annotated as G protein-activated inward rectifier potassium channel 4-like. Gene Ontology annotation, molecular function: inward rectifier potassium channel activity. Bases 441 to 1685 code for a protein of 414 amino acids. Gene Ontology annotation, cellular component: plasma membrane. The record is from RefSeq and is a predicted model, not a curated record. The transcript has 3 exons. Gene Ontology annotation, biological process: potassium ion import across plasma membrane; regulation of monoatomic ion transmembrane transport. Lineage: Eukaryota; Metazoa; Chordata; Amphibia; Anura; Ranidae.